AUGGGUCAGAAAGAUGAGAUACAAAAGAAAAACGACGCUCUCCCCGCUGUCGUUUUGAAACUCGAUUUACAUUGUGAUGGAUGCGUCAAGAAGAUCAAACGCGCUGUUCUCCGUUUCGACGGUGUGGAAGAUGUUAAGGCCGAUACCGCCGGUAACAAACUGACGGUUAUUGGAAAAGUCGAUCCUACCAAGGUUCGUGAUAAACUGGCGGAGAAAAUUAAGAAGAACGUUGAGAUUGUUUUGUCUCAGCCUAAAAAAGACGCCGCCGUCGAUAAACCGCCACCGGCGAAGAACAAACACGAGGAGGAGGAGGAGAAGAAGAAACCGGAGGAAAAGAAGGUUGAAGAAAAACCGCCCAAACAGUCGGUUCAAAACACGGUCGUUUUGAAGAUUAGAUUACAUUGUGACGCAUGUAUUCAAAAAAUUGAAAAGAUUAUCCUCAAAAUCAAAGGAGUUGAAUCAGUGAACACUGAUGGAGGAAAAGACUUGGUGACGAUAAAAGGAACUAUAGACGCUAAGGAAAUUGUACCAUAUCUAACAGAGAAGCUGAAACGUGACGUGGAAGUGAUUCAACCGAAGAAAGACGACGAUAAUAAGAAGAAUAAAGAGAAAGAUGGAGGAAAAGAGAAAAAAGAAGAAGGUGGUGGUGGUGAGAAGAAAGACGGUGGAAAAGCAAAAGUGGAGGUUAAUAAAAUGGAGCAUUACGGUUACGGGCAGCAACCUCCUAUGUAUUGGUACGACGGAUAUGAACCGGGUCAGAGUAGUAGUAGCAAUAGGGUGGAGGUUCAACAAGGGCAGAAUUAUAAUUAUGCAAAUCAAGGAGGGUAUGGGUAUAACUACAAUUAUAUGAAUAUGAACCAGAAUCAUCAUCAACAAGGGUAUGAUUAUAGUUAUGGGAAUCAAGGUGAAGGAGGGUAUAUGGUAGAGCCUCAACAACCUCCAUUCUAUUUGCAUCCAAAUCAUCCUCCUCCACAAAUGUUUAGCGAUGAAAACCCAAAUGCUUGUUCUAUGAUGUGA
Lathyrus sativus (Indian pea) is the source of this 1017-nucleotide messenger RNA. The record is from the annotation of a GenBank genome assembly. Lineage: Eukaryota; Viridiplantae; Streptophyta; Magnoliopsida; Fabales; Fabaceae.